Ostreobium quekettii is the source of this 1413-nucleotide messenger RNA. NCBI's taxonomy places the organism in Eukaryota, Viridiplantae, Chlorophyta, Ulvophyceae, Bryopsidales, Ostreobiaceae. The record is from the annotation of a GenBank genome assembly.
AUGCUGGUGCUGGCGAAAAAGAAGGAGCUCGAGGAGAAGGAGAAGGCGCGGGCCAAGGGCAAGUCGCCUUCCAAGCGGCCGGCGUCCAGCUCAGAGUCGGAGGAGGAGGAGGGCCUGCACGUGAGCAAGCGGGCCAAGUCUUCCCACGAUGCUUCAGGCAGCGGCCCCUCCAGCGACAAUGGGGUGAGCGGCGACGGGCGGGCGCUUCCCCCGCCCAAGAAGUUCAACCCCUACACACACCACAGCGGAAGCGAGUCGGAAGACGAGCUGCAAGGCUCUGAAGAGGCUGCUCCGCGAAAGCCGCACAAGUCAAGAUGGGAAAGUGAUGACGAAGAAGAACCCAGUUCGAAGCCAGAGGUAGAGGAUGCUCCGAUGCCAGAGGCCCAUGAGGAGAAUGAUGGAUCGUCAGGCACAGAUGAUGACAUGUCUUCUGGUAACAGGAUACCAGACAUGUGCCAAACCAGCCGGGGUGUGGACGAAUACCAGUACCUGCACAAGAUCAGUGAGGGGACAUAUGGCAUUGUCUACAAGGGAAGGGAGAAAUCAACCAACCGCUUUGUGGCCCUGAAGCGCAUAAAGCAGGACAAGGCAAAGGAUGGCUUUCCUCUGACUUCCUUGCGGGAGAUCAACAUCCUCACCUGCCUCAAGCAUCCCAACAUCGUCAACGUGUCUGAGGUGGUCGUCAGCGGCAGCGGCGGUGCCUCCUCCGUAUUCAUGGUGAUGGAGUACCUGGACCAUGAUCUCAAGCGUGUCUCAGAAAUGCAGAGGCAUCGCUUCACCAUUUCCCAAGUGAAGUGCAUCAUGCAACAGCUCCUGUCUGGUUUGGCAUAUCUCCAUGAGAACUGGGUCAUCCAUAGGGACUUGAAAUUCUCCAACAUCUUAUACAACAACAAGGGAGAGGUGAAGAUCUGUGAUUUUGGGCUUGCCCGGCAGUACGGGUCGCCACUCCAGAAGUACACUCAGGUAGUUGUGACGCUUUGGUACAGAGCACCUGAACUGCUGCUCGGGGUUGACAAGUACUCGACCGCCAUCGACAUGUGGUCAAUGGGGUGUGUCAUGGGGGAGCUGCUCAAGGGCAAACCGCUGUUCGACGGCAAGUCGGAGCUGGGCCAGCUCGACAAGAUCAUAAAGAUCAUGGGCUCCCCAAGCGAGGAGAACUGGCCGGGCCACAAGCAGCUUCCGAACUACCCAAAGGUUGCACUUGGGAAAGAACCAUGCAGGUUGCGAGAGAUGUUUCCCAUCACAUCGUUCACAGGGGGCCCGACCCUGACAGACAAGGGCUUUGAUCUACUGUCCAAGCUCCUGGCCUACGACCCAGAGCAGCGGAUAUCUGCUCACGAUGCUCUGAACCAUCCAUGGUUCGAGGAGCGACCCCUGCCGGCAAGCAAGGAGAUGCUGCCCACGUUUGGCUGA